This is a messenger RNA of Humulus lupulus (European hop), 839 nucleotides long. RefSeq names its product histone H2AX-like. Lineage: Eukaryota; Viridiplantae; Streptophyta; Magnoliopsida; Rosales; Cannabaceae. Gene Ontology annotation, molecular function: DNA binding; protein heterodimerization activity; structural constituent of chromatin. The coding region runs from base 103 to 528 and encodes 141 amino acids. The transcript has 2 exons. The record is from RefSeq and is a predicted model, not a curated record. Gene Ontology annotation, cellular component: nucleosome.
AUAACUUCCUGCACAAUUCAAAUUCUCUAUUCGCUUCUUCUUCUCAAAAAUCUCAACUAAGAAUAUCAGAAUUCCGUAGCCCUAAUUUUCGUAUCAAUUUCGAUGGAUUCCACCGCCGCAGCAACCAAGAAGGGAGGCAGAGGAAAGCCUAAGGCUACCAAAUCGGUUUCCAGGUCUUCGAAGGCCGGUCUCCAAUUCCCUGUCGGCCGAAUCGCUCGAUUUCUCAAGAAAGGCCGUUACGCUCAGAGAGUCGGCUCUGGAUCACCGGUUUAUCUCUCCGCCGUUCUCGAAUACCUUGCCGCUGAGCUAUUGGAGUUGGCCGGAAACGCUGCUAGGGACAACAAGAAGAACAGAAUUGUCCCGAGGCACAUUCAAUUGGCUGUGAGGAACGAUGAAGAGUUGAGCAAGCUUCUGGGAGCGGUGACGAUCGCGAAUGGAGGUGUUCUCCCUAACAUUCACCAGACUUUGUUGCCGAAGAAAGUUGGAAAAGGGAAAGGCGAAAUUGGAUCUGCAUCUCAAGAGUUUUAGUUUUCGUGAUUAUUAAUUCUACAGUACAGAACGAAAAAAAUCUGAGUUGUUUGGAUCUAACUUUUCUUGAUGUGUUUUGAUUAGUGCAUCGACAGUGUUGUAAUGAACUAGUAUGUUUAGAUUUGUAAAGGCUCCUCCUUCUGUGGAUUGCUUCUUGCUUCUUUCUUUGUUCCACCAUUACUGGUCUUUUAAUCAAAAUCAUUGAAAAACGAUUUAAAUUAAUCUUUUGAGACUAUUUUGUGUUCUGUACCUUGAUGAAUUAAAAAAAAAUUAACAUUCAGAUGAUGAUAAUAUGCAUCUGAUUAUCUCAA